Messenger RNA from Clunio marinus, 1087 nucleotides. The record is from the annotation of a GenBank genome assembly. NCBI's taxonomy places the organism in Eukaryota, Metazoa, Arthropoda, Insecta, Diptera, Chironomidae.
GAAUUGUACUUUAACGCCCCUGUCAAUUUCAAGUGAAGCCCAAAAGCAGAAUUUAGUUGAAACAGCGAAGCCACGAAAAGAAGAAGCAUCAUCAAAAAUAAUAUAAAUCAAAUUAUUAAACAUCAUUCAUCAUUUUAUAUUGAAAAUUUAUAAAGCAAAAGAAAAUACAAAGCACCUUCAACAUGCUCGAUAAAAUUGAAAUGAGUUUGGAUGACAUCAUAAAGAGCAAUAAAAGAACACCAAAACCUAAUCGCGGAAGAGGAAAUUUCGGUAACAAAUCAAGUUCAAACAAGAAAUUUGGCGGAAGAGUCGCAUCAGGACGAAUUACACGUUUAAAACACACUCGGGGUGAUGUCAACAGUUCAUGGAAACACGACUUAUUUGAAGGCGGACGUAAAGGAGGAAUUGGUAUUGGAGGACUUCGUACACAAGGCGGUGCUGCAAAAUUAGUAGUUUCAAACUUGGACUUCAGCGUAUCAGAUGCAGACAUCAACGAAUUGUUUGCAGAAUUUGGGCCAUUAAAGCAAGCAGCUGUUCAUUACGAUCGUUCUGGAAGAUCUUUGGGAACGGCUGAUGUCGUUUUUGAACGACGCACUGAUGCUGUAAAGGCUAUGAAACAGUACAAUGGUGUACCGUUAGAUGGGCGUCCAAUGAGCAUUCAACUUGCUACAUCCGAAGUUUCUCAAGGACGAUCUCAAGCUUCGAAACCAACAUUCUCAUCUAACAGACCACGAAUAACUCGAGGUUCACCUCGUGGAGGUGGCCGUCGUGGUGGUACAGGACGUGCAGGAGGUCGUCAAGGGGGUCAAAAUCGACGUGGUGCAAAACGCGAAGUGACCGUCGAUGAAUUAAACGCUGAACUUGAUGCAUACACAAUGCAAGGCUAAAUCUAAAGAAGCGUUAAAAAAAUUAAUUACACUUACUAUAACUUAGUUUUCUUUCAUAUUUCAUUUCAAUGAACAUUUCAAUUAAAAGUUUAAAAACUUACUUUCUUCAUGUUUUCUCAAGCUUAUAAGAAAAAAAUUGAUUUCUUACAAGCACAAAAAAGAUAAAUAAAUAAAAUUCAGAUUUAAUAAGUAUAAAAAUA